Molecule: messenger RNA, 1763 nt
Organism: Cercocebus atys (sooty mangabey)
Lineage: Eukaryota; Metazoa; Chordata; Mammalia; Primates; Cercopithecidae
Product: C-type lectin domain family 2 member E-like
Exons: 4
Coding region: 99-584 (161 amino acids)
Source: RefSeq, a predicted model, not a curated record
AGCAAAUCUCCCGCGGCCGCGGAGGAGGUGGGGCGGGUGCUGGGCGCAGCCUCGCCUUCCGCCCACGCGGGGCUGCGGCGGGGACGCUUCUCUGGAGGAUGUGCGGAAACUUGAGGUUUGGAGCCCGUUGGACCGGAAAGGGGCUCCGUAGAGCCCCGCCCUGGAGUGAAGGAGGAGCCUUCUCCUGGAGCGCCGAAGAAAGCGGAAGAAGGCGGCUUCGCUUGGAUUUAUCCAGUGUGACCCCUCCGGGGCCUUCUCAGUUGGAUAAAACUCUGCAAAGAAAAUGCCUAGCACUUAUGUCUGCAGUAACUCCUGCCAAGGUUUACUGUUGCUUGUUCAUCAUUGCAGUCCUCACUACAAGUGUGAUUGUACUUUCUAUUGUUUUGUCAGAAUUUCCUGAAAAGAUACAAAGCCCUUCCAACCAUUGGAUUGGCCUUAGAAGAGAAUCAUCCCAUCACAUUUGGAGGUGGAUGGACAACACAGAAUAUAAUAACACGCAUGUUUUGAGACUUCUCAUCUUUCUGCUGUGUUUAUGUACGGUUAUGUGUGUGACUUGUGUUUAUGAGAUAAGAAAUGUAGUAUGAUGGAAAACUUACUGCAAUAUGAGGUAAGAAGUCUAAACUCUUUUUAUGCUCUUCCAUUUAUUAGCUGUGUCUUUGGGAAAGCUUUACCUAACUGUGAUUUCAGUUGAAAUCUUUAACAUGACAGUGACAUUUGACACAAUUUUACGCUUUCAUCCACUGAUUUAAAACUGCUGAAAUCCCUGCUUACAGCUGAUGUACAACAACGGUUCUACAAUCAUAGGAAGCCACUGAGGAGCUGAUAUCCUCAAGGCUGUUAAGCCCACUCUUCCAGCUGUUGCAUCCAUUUACAAUAGGAAAGCAUCCAGGGAACUCAUGGGAAUCUGUCUCUCCUAAAAUCCUAUCACCAGAAGGAAACAAGUAACAGUUCCUUGGACUGUGAACAUUUCAAAGGGGUAUUUUGAAUAUAAUCAUUACAUUACAGCAGAUAAAAUGUAGGAACCCAGUCAUAUCCAUUAAUCAAUGCUAAGCCCUUUCAGGAAUUUACUAGUGGUUUUUUUUUGGUUUUUUUGUUUGUUUGUUUGUUUGUUUGUUUUUUAAUUUUCACACAUUUGUAAAACAAUUUGGGAGGAGACUGGAAAUCAUCUUGAUGGAAGACCACCAAUGGUAGCAGUUCAUUUGGGUGCAGCAGCAAGCAUCAGUUAAAUACCUAUCAACAUAGGUGGGCUUGGUGUGGAUAAAUGAUAAGCUUGUGAUUUUCAAGCAAGGACCUUGAGGACAUAAAGGACACUAAAUACAGAAAUGGUUUAUAUUACUAUGAAGCAAUAUUAAUGACAGACUUUUGCUUUUCUCUUAUCCACAUUAAAAUAUGGAGGGGGUACAGAAGAUGAUAGGCGAGGAACAAAUGCAGGUGUCUCACUUAUAAAUAUGUAAUAUUUUUGUGUUUGGCUUUAGGCUUGCUAUCAGAGGAGGUGGAGAAUGUGCCUUCCUGAAUGACAAUGGAGUCAGAAUCUUUAUAGACAGAAAAUGGAUUUGUAGCAAGCCAAACAGUUAUGUCUGCAGUUGCCAGUUAUGUCCCCACUGGGAUCCUACCUAGUGGAGCGUUGAGAAGAGGGCCACCAUCCUCCAGACUCCAGAAUGGUAGAUUCAUCAGCAGCUUCCACCAUGCCCCUAGAAAAACUGCAAGGAACAGACCUGCACAUGUAUCCCCUAAAUCUAAAAUAAAAGUUGGAAAAAAUGGAA